GUAGAUUUAGAGUUCCUUGGUGCUGCCAAGAUCUAUACUUUACCUCAUUUUCCCAUCCCUAAGAAUGGUUGGACGCUAAAGAAAACAGGUGGAGUGAAGAAUACCAAGUACUACCCAUGUUGUAAGGAGCCUUACCCCGACAUCACCUUUAACCUGACUGUCACUCGCAGAAGCACUUAUCUGGUGGUUGUCUAUAUAUAUCCAGUGGUCAUCGUGGCAUUCGUCUCUCCAUCUAUGUUUCUCAUCCCAUAUCAUAUACCAGGAAAAGUUCUCUUUGGGUUGUUGGUUCUGCUCGUAGAAGUGAUACAGUUGAUGAUGAUAAACUUAGUUUUACCUGGACACAGAGUAAACACACCAAUCGUAGUGUGGGUUUACUUGUAUAAUAUGGCCAUGACAACCGUCUCAUUGUUUUUUACCCUCGUCACAAUUAAUUUGAGUGCAAUCGGCUUUUGUGCAAGACCUGUACCAAACUUUAUCAGAAAGUUUCUGCUCGACAAUGCGAUUGGACGCCUGUGUGGUGUAUCAGAAAAAUCAGUAAAUUGUGGUGGUUUUGAUAACCCCUUAUAUAUGAGUAGUAUAGUUCGCACUUUUGAGACACAUGGAGCUGGAGCAUUGUGGAGCACAAUUGUGGAGCAUUGUGGAGCACUGAAGCAUAUGGAGCUGGAGCAUUGUGGAGCACAACCUGAUUGGACAGAUAUAGUGGAGCACAACCUGAUUGGUCAGAUGAAGCAGAUGACCUGUAACGUUACAUUCAACCAUCUUGAAUUUUGGUUUCAACGUUACUAA
Owenia fusiformis is the source of this 786-nucleotide messenger RNA. NCBI's taxonomy places the organism in Eukaryota, Metazoa, Annelida, Polychaeta, Sabellida, Oweniidae. The record is from the annotation of a GenBank genome assembly.